Molecule: messenger RNA, 7182 nt
Organism: Sinocyclocheilus anshuiensis
Lineage: Eukaryota; Metazoa; Chordata; Actinopteri; Cypriniformes; Cyprinidae
Gene: znf292a
Product: zinc finger protein 292a
Exons: 10
Coding region: 13-7014 (2333 amino acids)
Biological process (GO): regulation of transcription by RNA polymerase II
Cellular component (GO): nucleus
Molecular function (GO): DNA-binding transcription factor activity, RNA polymerase II-specific; DNA binding
Source: RefSeq, a predicted model, not a curated record
AAUGCAGCGAAGAUGGCGGAGGAGGAGGGCAGCGCGACUGAGGUUGUGGCCCUCAGACACAAAUUUCAGGAUCUCAUCUCUGAAUUAAAAAGGAGCUCAGAGUCGACGCUAGAUGCCUCCAAUAGUUUUUGUCAGGAUUUCUGUCAAGUUUUGAUGCAUCAUGGAUGUCAGUGGAGAGCAGAUGAAGAUCCGCUUCCUCUUUUGGAGAUGUAUACAGUAGCUAUAAUGUGUUGUGCUGAGGCCAGCCCGUUCCUCAGCCCUGAAUGUGAACACAUCACAGAUGUGCUGGAGAAGUUGUCAUGGAGCUGUCUGAAUCUUCUGUUGUCAUUCUCUGAACAAAUCCCUGGUGCCUUAUGGGAAGAGUUUCAAUCUUCUGUCAAGAUGGCUCAUGGCAUUCUUCAGGCACAUGGAAACUCACAGCUUCACAACCUGUUGACUCUAGCAGAGGAGAUUGGUGUGUGGUCCAACGCCACGCUGUGUAGCCUUCUCUCAAGUGACAUCAUUAAUGUACAGAAAGUACAUGAGUUUUUAUCUCGAGAAGGACCUGAACUACUUCAUAUGCGUAUAAAGCAGCUAAUGAAACAGAAGCAUAUGGAAAAAGCUGCAAGACUAGCUAAGACAUGCGCAGAGUUUCCAGAAUUUGGAGGCAAAAAGAACUUCAAACCAAUCUACCUCGUAUGUCUCUGUGAAAUAAAGCCGCAAGAAGAACUUAUGCAAGAGAUAAAGGAGGUUGACUGCAAAGAGGCUCUGGACAUGAUUUGUAAUUUAGAGUCUGAGGAAGAGGAAAAGGGAGCUCUCGGUCUUUGUACGGCAUUUUUCAAGCGCCAGCUUCUCUGUGGCGAUGCUUAUUGUGCCUGGGAGCUGACACUGUUUUGGAGUAAACUUCUUAUACGGCUUGAAUCAAAACAGGCCUUUUUGGAGCAAUGCAGACUGUUAGCACGCCUCUCUGGGAGUGUGUACCAUAUUCUGCUCCUCAUCAAAGUCAUUCAGGCUGAGGUUGAGAAAGGUGGACUUUCAGUGUGCAUCGAAAUGUGCAUUCAAGCACUAAAAAUGGGAGUCAGUGAUAACGAGGGCUGCAAUAUCUCCAUCUGCAAAACAAUCUCUUGUUUGCUGCCUUUAGACUUGGAAGUAAAACAGGCUUGUCAACUCACUGAGUUCCUGAUAAAGCCAUCUUUGGAUUCUUAUUAUGCUGUUGAGACUCUCUUUAAUGAGCCCGACCAAAAGCUUGAGCAGGAUGAUCCACCGAUUCUAAAUUCACUACGCUGUGACCUGUUGUUGGCCUUAAAGACUAAGUGGCCUUUCGAUCCAGAGUUCUGGGACUGGAAAACCCUAAAACGUCAAUGCCUUGCUUUGAUGGGUCAGGAGGCAGCAGCUAUAUUGUCUACUGACAAAUUUACUGACAGUGAAGACAAUGAAGUCCAUGACCUUGAUGAGAAAUAUUUUAGACAUCUGCAUUUUACCCAUAGUCCUACUUAUGAACUCGGUGAGGUUGAAGAAGAAAGAAAGAAGAAAAAGGAAAUGAAGAAGAUGAGAGAGAGGGGAUUUGUUUCUGCUCGAUUCCGCAAUUGGCAAGCUUAUAUGCAGUAUUGUGUUUUGUGUGAUAAAGAGUUCCUUGGACACAGGAUUGUGAAGCAUGCAUUGAAGCAUGUCCAAGAUGGGAUUUUCCAUUGUCCAAUAUGUACUGAGACUUUUGAAACUAGAGCAAUUCUAGAGCCUCAUGUGGCAUCACAUGUGAAACAGUCAUGUAAGGAGCGCCUUGCUGCUAUGGGUGUGAGCAAGAAACGUCCCAGUUCUGACACCAAGUUAACAGCAGCUAACAGUACUUCGAGCAGAGCAGAAGAGCACUAUAGCAGAGAAGAGCACUACAGCAAAACUGCUGCAAUAGUUAGCCAAGGGACAAUUUACAAUAAUCUGUAUGCUUCAAAUGGUAGUCCCAUCACAAAUGUGAAAAGUAAAAUUAAGUCAUCAUCCCCAAAACAGGGCAACCCUAUUCGUGAUGUUAACAACACUAAACUUUGUUCCUGCCCUGUUACAAGCUGUCAGAAAGUUUUUAAGUACUUCAGGAAUUUGGUUGCACAUGUUAAGGCCCACAAAAAUGAGCGGGAAGCAACACAUUUCCUUGAAAUACAGAGCCAGAAGGCUUUGUGCCAAUAUUGUCACCGCCAGUUUGUUAAUGUGACCCAUCUUAAUGAUCACUUACAGAUGCAUUGUGGUGAGAAGCCCUAUUUUUGCAUUCAGCUUGGAUGUAACUGCAGCUUUUCCUCCCAUGCUGAGCUUCUGAUACACAGAAAAGAACAUGCUGAAUUUAAGGCACAGUGUGCAUAUCCAAACUGUGAGAGAAUAUUCAACGAGACAUACUUGCUAUAUGAUCAUGAAGCGCAGCACUACAUGUUGUUCUCCUGCAAAAGUCAUAACUGUGACAAGGUGUUCUACACCCUGUCUGAGCUAAAUUUGCAUCAGAAAGGACACACAAAGCAGGACCGCUCUGCUGUUGAUGUGGGCUCACCUUCUCAACUGGAAUUACCAGCUUCGACUUGUCCUGCCUUAGAGUUGCCUCCAAGCCAAAUUAAAGAGAUUUCUCAAGAGUCUACCCCAGUAGAAAUGAAAUGCACGGUUGAAAACAUAGUAGACACUCAUGAUUCCACAGAACAACCUAAGCACCUUGUAUCAGGAACAGCUAAGUUGACAGUAAGCAAAACUGAUUCCCAAACUAAUGCUACUCAGCCUGAUGGAUCGAAGACAUCUCAUUGUCUUGGGAGAACAAAGCAAUUGGAUCUUGAAUCAUGCUUUGUAAAACUGCAGCCUAUUCCCAUCAAGUGCAAUGAUCCAAUAUAUUUAAAUUCUCUAAAGAAUACUGACUGUGAAACUCAAACACUCUUGAAAGACAAGAAAUUGUUUUCUUUCCCACAGAGUCAGCUUGAGCCUUCAACAUUGAAGUCAUCUCUCUCUGUGACAAAAGCCAACAGAGAAGAAGGUCUGACUCAUGUGUGUCCAUUCGAAACCUGUACACGGAAAUACAGCACCUCAAAAAGUUUAUCGAGACAUGUCAAAAAUGUUCAUUCGGAGGCCUUUGAGGAGUGGAAGCUGUCAAAGAAGUACAAACGGAUUGCGGAAAUUGCUGCAAAAAAAUCUUCUGAGCACACAACCGCUAGUUCUCAGAUACCAAAAUGGACAAGCCGUUCCAAACAAACUGAACAUACUGCAUUUCUGGACUCAGUGAUUCAAAGUCCUUCUUCUGCUUUUUCCAAUCACGAUAGUAUGCAGUCUGCAAGUGCCAAGUUUUGCUCUCAGCUUGAAAACACUCAAAGUGCAACAUCACCAAACCCGACAGGUCUGAUGCAGUUACCAAUAACUCAGACAUGGGAAACACCCUCAAUGGAAAAUCUGGAUUCAGGUUUUUCUGUAAAUGAUCCUUACCGCUCUACGAUUUUAUCUGACAACCAACACACAAACCCGUCAUACCAUUCUGACACAGUCUUAAAUUAUGCAUCUCCCUCAUCUUACGAUGACAUCAUCCCCCUUUCUGUGAAUGCCCACACACCCUCCAGUGUGAUGAACGAAGCAAAAUAUGUGUCAAGCUCUCUUAGAGUACUACAUGCACUUAACAGCGAUCAGACUUGUGACUUGUCACAGGUUGAGUCAAGUGUUAAUCCUGGAUUCAGUCAAAUUGGACAAAACCAUCUCAAUGAUAUUUCCAUCAGCACUGGUUUGCUGCCAACAGGAUCAUUCUCUGGACACAAUGUCAGCCUAUAUUUUUCAACUUUGCCUUCCGAGGAAACUUCUAUUUCAGUGCAGCCAUUGGCAAAUUCAAACAAAGAAAUCAGCACUGAUAGUACCGAUGCAUUAUUCUCAUCAGAUAUCAAAUGUAUGUCGAAUCUUUUAAACCCUCAAUUUAAGGAAUCGGGAGAAGAUUUCUUUGGUGCUGCCCCCCUGACUGAUGAGAAAAGUCCAGAAGAUUUAUGUAAUCAUGAACUGUCACAGGAAGGAACUGAAGGAAUUGCUUCAGAUGACCAGAACAUUUCAGGUUUUGGAGAAACUGGGAAAUCCAAAAAAAUUAAACCAUCUAAGAGAACAAAAUGGCCUGCCAUAAUACAGGAUGGGAAAGUAAUUUGCUGCAGGUGCUAUAGAGAGUUUUCAAGCACAAAGUCACUAGGAGGUCAUUUAUCAAAACGUUCUCAGUGCAAACCUGUUGAUGAAAUUGAUCUUACUGCUGAUUUACCAGUAUCAUUUCUUGAUUUUCUGAAUGAUCCUGACAUUUCAACGGUGCAAAUGCCUCUCCCUGCGAAUGACAUACAUGAGCACAAUCACAAAUCCUGCAUCUAUGCACCAUCAGAAUCAAAUAUCUUUAAUGGGAACACUUUAACAAGCGUGCAUAGCACAGACAGCCUCCAGAACACUAUGUCCUCUCAAGACCCCUCUGAAAUGACUAGAAAUGACAGUUUCUUCCAUCCACCUGUAACAAACACAGGCACAGAAAUCAAAACUGAAGUUGAAUUCACCCCUGCAAAUACUGGUGAAGAUGGCAAAAUCAUAGAAAUUGAAAGGGCACUACAGCGUCUUGAUUUAGUUGAUAUACUUAGUCAAGACAAAUGUGUAUCUGUGAGCAUUAACCUGCAUGAUCUAAGCUCUGAAGCUGUCACCAGAAAUGAUCAGUGUCACACAAUUAAAGAUCCUGUACAAAAUGAGCAGAAAUGUUUUUUAAAGCCCUUUAGAUGUAAAGAAGGCUGUGUUUAUGGAGCAAUGACAAAAGAAGCUUUAUUUAAACACCUUAGCCGUGUACAUGAUUACAGUGAGGAAAGGAUAAAUGAAAUGAAGAAAAACCCUGACAAAUUAGCACCUUACAACUGUCAUCUAUGUUCGAAGACAUUUACCAGAACCACAGGCCUUAAAAUUCACUACAAAAAUGUCCACCAUUUUUCAAAAGAGGAAUUGUCUGGCUUGAAAAUUGGUCUUGGUUACAGAAAGAUCAGAAAAUCAACAGAAAAUGUGUCAGAAAAUGCACAUACCAGUUUCAUCAUCGACCAGGGAAAAGACUCCCUGUCAGAACAGUCUCAAUCCCAAAUCAGUACAAAUUUGACAGUUACCUCUGUUGAUUCCAAUGUUAAAGGAAAAGCCAGCAUAAUUGCCAAAAGAAAAAAUAAAUGCCCCACUCAAAACUCCCUUACAGUUGCCAGCACUGACACCUCCAGGACUGUGGAAGCAUCACAGAAAAAUGUAGUAAAUCUUGAUGGGCUUUCAGCUACAAAUAUAAAACUAGAAAGCCCCUCUCUGACUGAAGAGAAACAUGUUAUUGAAUUAAAUGAGCCAGGUAUAUUUGCAGUGCAAGAGCUGAGUGGUGGAAGUCCUCCGUAUCUCUUUGACACAAUUAAUGCUCCAGACAACAGAACAGAAUAUGCAACUCCACAAUCUAACAGACAAAUUGAGACAAAUUCAAAUGUGAUUGUUGAUCUUCAAGAGAAAGCUAAAAUGCCAGUAGACAAUAUUGAUUUUGGUGAUUCAAGUGAUGCACAAAUUGUGUACCGGCCAUACCGAUGCGUGCAUGAAGGAUGUGUGGCUGCCUUUUCAAUCCAACAAAAUCUUAUCCUCCAUUAUAGGGCUAUGCAUCAAUCAGAAUGUGAUAACAAAGACAGUGCUAAAGAAACUGAUGGAGUUGUCCAAGUGCAGGAAUACAGAUGCCAAGUCAAACAAUGCUCAAAAGUAGUGUCGAAAGUUACCAGUUUGUUGAAACACUAUCUUUUACUCCAUAGAUGCACAUUGGAAAAGGCAAGUGCAUUGUUAUCCGGUGUUGAGGUAGGCACGUUUCAGUGCGACCAGUCAAAAUGUUCUGCUCACUUCACGUGUCAUUUGAAGUACAUUGAUCAUAUAAAAAAUGAUCACAAAGCAAUAAAGGUUUCAGCGGAUGGGGACUUUGAGAGCGUGGACCUCACAUUCAGGUGUCAGUUCGAAGGUUGUGACCGGGUUUAUACAACCAAGUCAAACCUUCUUCGACAUCUUAUGAAGAAACAUGAUGCUACUUUUGAAACUAUGAAAAAGAAACAAGAAAAUGGGAUUGGGGAUGAUGUUCAAGCAAAAAAGUUAAGUUUAAGUGCAGGUUCUAACAAUGGAAAAGAGAAUAUUGCAAAUAACAAUAUUAAAAUGAAGAGGAAGAAUUCAAAAAAGAGAGAGGACAAGGCCCAAAACCAUUGGAUGACGAUAGAAAAGCCUGCUCUUAAAUCCACCGAUGAAGCAUCUGCCAUGUGCAAUGAAAGACUUCCUUUACAGUACCCGUGCAUGAUUGAGAGUUGUGAUUCAGUAAUGAGUGCUGAGCACAGUAUAAUAAAACAUUACACCACUCACGGUCUCACAGAACGGUACAUUGAGGAUCGGAGAAGCCAGUUCAUAUUUUGCAAGAAAAGCAAUGAGAUGCCCAGAGCAGAUAACACCUCAAAAAAUGUUGAGGUUGCGGAAACAGUCUCUGAUGGAGAUCAAACAGAGAAUUCAAAGGUCAGUUCUCAAGAUGUAGGCCCAGAGCCUGCAACGGAGGUUGUAGUUAAUGAAGCUUUCGUUUCCACAACCAUGCCAGUAAUCAAACGGAAAAGGGGUCGUCCACGGAAGUCAGAAUGUAGAAACAAAAUCAGUGUCGAGAGAAAACAAAGUCUUCGGAACUGCUCUGCUGAGCAUGUUAAAUGUUUGCUGAAAGUCUCAGGAUCCAUAUUGAACUCGUCAAACUCUCAAGGGAACCAUGAAGUUGCACUAAAACUUUAUAAGCCUUCAGAGUUUGAGACAUCCGUCCUGAAGUUCAGUGAAGACUCUCUAUCCAAUCAAUCAAAACGACAGCGAACACUUCAACCAAUCAUCCCAGAGAGCGAUCAAGUCCAAUGCAUUGUUAAUUUCAGAAAUCCACUAAAGAUUGAGACUGUGAAGAAUGUUAAAAUUGUUAUGUAUGAAAACGUAUCCACUUCUUCUGAACUUCUGCUAAGGCAACUUCAAGAUAUGCAGCCUUUGGUUAUCCUGACAAAGGGGCUGCACAGUUGAUGGUUAGAUGGUUGGUUAUAUAUAUAUAUAUAUAUUAAUCAAGGCCUUGUUCUCAGGACCACAUACUGUGUCACAUGCUGCUGACAUGUACAUCCAAUUACACUCUUGCAUUUAUAGUAGUUCCAACACCUUGUUUGUUAAUGGAUUUUGAUUAGUGCUUUAAAAGAA